CCUCGGACAGUAGCAUUUUCUCCUUUAUGCGGACAAGUUUUUGCGCGUUUGACUCGCAAAGAGAAGUUGAAAUCGGAUGUAGUAGAGUUCUAAAUCUAAUAAGAUAAAAAAAUUGUGGUCAUAAUAUCGUUAAUAAUAACAGUGCUAAAACCGGAUCUCUCUUAGGAGAUUUUGAAAAUAAAUAAAAAGAAAGAAAAAGAUAUAAAUUUGACACGUCUGAAAGACAACAAUGUGUGGACAAAAUUUAACAUUUUGGUAUUGCGCGUUCUAUCUCCUCGUCGCUUCGUCAUCGAAAUCUCAGCAAAAUUUUACUGUCAAUGAAGAGAAAAAUGAUAAUUUGACAGUACGAUAUGAGAUAAACGUAGAUUCUACGACAAACUAUAGCGACGAAAUGAUAACACUACAUGAUUUGUACAGAAAGUCUACGUCCAAUGUGCACUAUGAAGAUAUGCAAUAUAAAGAUACGCAGCAUGAAUCUCGCCUCACUUCAGUACACACCAGUAACAAUCGCGAGGAUGAUGACUCGAUACAAUUCAAAUUCGAUACGCACUCUAUACAAAAUCAUGAAGAUAAUAAGCAAAUACCAAUGGAACGCACAAAUUCAACAAAUGUCAACUAUAAAAAAAAUUUUACGUCACAGGAAAUUUAUGAAAACUUGAUGAGAAUUGAAGAAGAAAGCAAUCCCGCGUUGCACGAGUUCUUGGAAAAUUCCAAUAAAGAUAGAAGACUAACAAAUAUCGUUUCAUACAAAAUGUGCUUCAAUAUUACUUGCAUUCAGUUAUGCUGUCCUCUUGGCGACCGUCUGGUUGAUAAUAAAUGCUUUCCUGGAAAAAAAAGAUACUUCUUCCCGAACAUAUACGGAUACACGAACGAUUCGUUGCAGAGCGAAAAUAAGACGGUGGACGAAUUGUUUCAGCUGGUCGUCUACGAUCCGUGCCAGGAUGAAAAUCAUAUCCUGUUACCCGAUCAUAAUUUCACAUUCUUUGCCAAUGGUUCUCUCUAUUUAUCUUAUCAUAAAAUAUUUGUCAAAUCGUCAUUAUAUUGUCUCGGCGUCGCAAGAGGAAAUAAGUACGAAAUGACUAUCUGCUCGAAGACCGCUGAGGAAAUCUUUAUUACGACAAAUAAUGUCGAUGACUCAAAAAUCAUAUAUAUAAGCUUUGAUAUAUUGUGUAUAUUAUUUAUGGUAUCAAUAUUUCUUGUAUAUUCCAUAUUGCCAGAGCUUCGGAACGUACAUGGUUUCAUGUUGUGCAAUUACAGCGGUGCAUUGUGUGUCACAUACACAACUACUAUUAUGAAUGUUCAAUUCUAUUCGAACGCUAUACAUGAUUCGAUCUGUAUAAUAUUUGCUUUUUUUAUCUACUUUUGUUAUAUGGCAAGCUUUUUCUGGCUAACUGUAAUGAGUUUUGAUAUGUGGUGGACAUUUAGAGGAUUUUGUUCGUUACAAAAUAACAUGAAACAAGGAAAGAAGAGAAAGUUGGUAUUUUAUACGCUCUUUGCAUGGGGUUUAUCUUUUACCUUUGCUAUUAUCUCUAUCAUUAUGGAAUUUUCUGAAAAUUUGCCGGAGAUUUUGCGACCGAAAUUUCGCAAAGGACAUUGCUGGUUUGUUGAAUAUGAAACGUUUGUGUUGUAUUUUUACGGAUUCUUUAGUAUUUGCACUAUUAUUAGCAUUUGUUUAUCCAUUUCUGCGGCAGUAAAGAUCGCGCGUUUUGAAAAGGAAACAGGCAAGUGUUUGACAAAUUCAGAAAGCCAGGAAUAUAAUAACAACAAGAAAUGGUUCAAUUUAUAUCUGAAGAUAUUUAUUUUGCUGUUUAUUAUGAUGAUAAUAACAUGGUCCAUAAUGACAGCGUCCUUGUUGUUUAAAAAUGAAUUUUUUCUUACAUAUUUGAUUAUGUUGACGGAGACUCUGCAAAAUUUCUGCUUCUUUAUUAUCUUCGUAUGGAAAAAAGAUAUCAGGCGGAUGUUAUUGAAGCGAUUUGGCUGCGUACUUUGUUUUCAGAAGAUUGUUGAGCAACAUCAUUAAGUAAUUAAUUAAUUUGAUGUGCAUCACUAUAUCAGGAAAAAUAUCUAUGGAGAAAAAAAUUAAUUUUUACAAACAAAGAAUACGUCAAAAAUUUAUUCAGUGAGACUGAACUCUAAUGUUGUAAUGCAUAAAAGGAAGUUUUAUCAGAAUCUCAUAAUUUUUAAAUUGAGAAUUAAAUAUUCAGUGCUAA
Messenger RNA from Cataglyphis hispanica, 2210 nucleotides. RefSeq names its product G-protein coupled receptor Mth2-like. Gene Ontology annotation, cellular component: membrane. NCBI's taxonomy places the organism in Eukaryota, Metazoa, Arthropoda, Insecta, Hymenoptera, Formicidae. The transcript is spliced from 6 exons. The record is from RefSeq and is a predicted model, not a curated record. Gene Ontology annotation, biological process: cell surface receptor signaling pathway. Gene Ontology annotation, molecular function: G protein-coupled receptor activity. Bases 230 to 2020 code for a protein of 596 amino acids.